This is a messenger RNA of Anopheles maculipalpis, 4193 nucleotides long. RefSeq names its product phenoloxidase 8-like. Bases 1 to 4161 code for a protein of 1386 amino acids. The record is from RefSeq and is a predicted model, not a curated record. NCBI's taxonomy places the organism in Eukaryota, Metazoa, Arthropoda, Insecta, Diptera, Culicidae. Gene Ontology annotation, molecular function: oxidoreductase activity. The transcript is spliced from 11 exons.
AUGGCUGAUUUAACACAAAAGUUCCAUGGCCUUUUGCAACAUCCGCUGGAACCCCUGUUUCUACCCAAGAACAAUGGAAGCCUGUUCUACGAGCUGCCGGAAAGGUUUCUCACGUCUCGGUACCGCCCAAUAGGACAAAAUUUGGCCAACCGUUUCGGACCGAACUCAUCCGCUUCGACGCAAGUGAGCAACGAUACGGGCGUGCCACCAACGGUGAUUACCAUUCGUGAUCUAAAGGAACUGCCCGACUUGUCGUUCGCGUCGUGGGUUAAACGGCGUGAUCCAUUUACGCUAUUCAAUGGAGAGCAUCGGAAAGCGGCUGGAAAGCUGAUGAAGCUUUUCAUCAGUCAACCGGACCCGGAAACGUUAGUGUCCGUAGCUGCUUACGCUCGUGAUCGUCUGAAUGGGCCGAUGUUUCAGUACGCGCUGUCGGUGGCACUGUUGCAUCGUCCGGACACGAAAAACGUGCCGGUCCCGUCGAUGUUGCAUCUGUUUCCCGAUCAGUUUAUCGAUCCAGCGGCCAAUGCAAAAAUGAUGGAAGAAGGAACGAUUGUGCUGGAUGAAAACAGAAUGCCGAUUACCAUACCGGUGAACUUCACUGCAACCGACGAUGAGCCUGAACAGCGAAUGGCUUUCUUCCGUGAAGAUAUUGGUGUGAAUCUUCACCACUGGCAUUGGCACUUAACCUACCCCGGUUCCGGGCCACCCGAAGUCGUGCAAAAGGAUCGACGGGGUGAGCUGUUUUACUAUAUGCAUCAGCAGCUCCUUGCCCGCUAUCAGACGGAUCGUUUUGCCCAUGGGCUGGGACGUAUAGAACCAUUAACAAAUCUUCGAGAUCCAAUUCGCGAAGCUUACUACCCAAAACUCUUACGCUCUGCCAACAAUCGCACAUUCUGUGCACGGUAUCCCGCGAUGACACUGAGCGACGUUGUACGGAGCAGCGAUCGUACGAAUGUUCGCAUUGCUGAUAUUGAAUCUUCGAUUGCUCGUGUGCAAGAAGCGAUUGAUGCUGGAUUUGCACUUGAUCCGGAUGGAGUACGUGUCCCGCUGGAUGACGCUAGAGGUAUAGAUAUAUUGGGCAAUAUUAUCGAACGGUCAGCCCUAUCGAUCAACCGCAGUUUGUAUGGUGAUUUGCACAACGCUGGCCACGUACUGUUGGCCUACAUUCACGAUCCACGUGGCACCUAUUUGGAGUCGUUCGGUGUGAUGGGAGGAGUAGCGACCGCUAUGCGCGAUCCGAUAUUUUAUCGCUGGCACAAGUUCGUCGACAAUCUGUUCCUCAGGCACAAGACUCGUCUGCCCCCGUACUCUUCAGCCGAGCUGUCCAACGGCAACGUUACAUUGGAAUCAUUGGACACCCAACUGGAUGGAACGAGUGGCGCUGUGAAUAGUUUGAUGACGUUUCUGGAGCGUUCACAAGUUGAUCUGGGUGCUGGACUAGACUUCGGACCAACCGGAACUGCCUUCGUCAGCUUCAUCCAUCUACAGUAUGCUCCAUUCGUCUAUCGACUGCGCAUCAACUCGUCUGCUCGAGCGAAUAGACAGGAUACGGUUCGCAUCUUUUUGAUACCUCGUCUGAACGAACAGGGACGUCCCCUGACAUUUGACGAGCGUCGCACACUGGCCAUUGAACUGGAUAGCUUCCGUGUGAAUUUGCGCCCUGGUGUGAACAAUAUCGUUCGCCGGUCGGACAGCUCCAGCGUUACGAUCCCGUACGAUCGAACCUUUGGGAACGUCGUGCAGGCCAACAUGGGCAAUGUGCAAUCGCGUUUCUGUGGUUGCGGUUGGCCAGCACAUAUGCUACUACCGAGAGGGAACACGAACGGCGUGCAGUAUGAUUUGUUCGCCAUGGUCUCCCGGUUUGAGGAUGAUAACGCUGUUAGCUACGAUGAAAACGUUGGGUGUGAUGAUUCUUACUCGUUUUGUGGAUUGAGAGACCGUGUUUAUCCCAGCCGCCGUCCGAUGGGUUUCCCGUUCGAUAGAAGAGCAGCAACAAGCCUAAGAACGGUUGCCGAUUUCGUUGCACCGUUUAGAAACAUGCGGCUUGCUACAGUGACGUUGCGAUUCAUGAAUAGUGUUAUCGAUCGACCGUAUGCAAAGAUGUCCAACAACAGGAAUCUACUCGCCCUGCUGCAGCGCCCAUUGGAGCCGACCUUCUACCCAAAGGAUAACGGUAAAACCGUGGUCGAUCUGCCGGAGAACUUCCUUACCGAGCGUUACCGUCCGAUCGGUGCAUCGCUGCAGAGCCGCUUCGGAAACGAUGCCGAUACGCGCAUUCCGGUACGCAAUGUGGCACCACCGAGCAUUUCCUUUGCGGAGGCUGUACCGCGUCGUGGAGGAUUUUCGCUGUUCAACCCCAAGCACCGUCAAAUUGCGGGAGAUCUCAUCAAUCUGUUUAUGAGCCAACCGGACGUGGACACGCUGAUGAGCGUUGCGGCCUAUUCGCGAGAUCGGUUGAAUCCGAUCCUGUUCCAGUAUGCGCUGUCCGUCGCAAUUCAGCACCGCCCGGAUACGAAGGAUCUGAACAUUCCUUCGUUCUUGGAGCUGUUCCCCGACUCGUUCGUGGAUCCUUCCGUGUUUCCUAAGCUUCGAGAGGAGGGUUCCAUCGUGCAGGCGGAGAAUCGGAUGACCAUCGAUAUUCCGAUGAACUACACUGCUUCCGAUCGGGAGGAUGAGCAGCGUUUGGCUUACUUCCGUGAGGACAUCGGUGUGAAUCUCCAUCACUGGCAUUGGCAUCUGGUGUACCCGGGUGAGGGCCCAAGCAAUGUUGUCAACAAGGAUCGUCGUGGUGAGCUGUUCUACUACAUGCACCAGCAGUUGAUCGCUCGCUACAAUGUGGAACGUUUCUGCAAUCGUCUCGCACGUGUCCGUCCACUGACGAACUUGCGCGAGCCUCUGCAGGAAGGAUACUUCCCAAAGAUUAUCCGUAGCUUGAACAACCGUGCGUUCCCUCCUCGUCCGCAGAACACGAUUCUGAGGGAUAUCAACCGUGUGGACGACAGCGUUGUUUUCACGGUGAGCGAUCUCGAACGCUCUGAGGCUCGCAUUUCGGAAAGCAUUGACGGAGGAUAUGUUGUGGCCCCUGGUGGUAACCGCAUACCUCUAGAUGAGCGUACCGGUAUCGAUGUGCUGGGUAACAUUAUGGAACCGUCGGCUCUUUCCGUGAACACCCAGUACUACGGAAACUAUCAUGGAAAUUUGCACAACAUCAUUGCGUACAGCCAUGAUCCGGAUAACCGUUUCCUGGAGGGAUACGGUGUGGUGGGCGAGUUCCAGACGGCUAUGCGUGACCCAACGUUCUACCGUCUGCAUGCCCAGGUGGACAACAUGUUCCAUCGCUACAAGCGUACUCUGCAGCCAUACAAUACCAACCAGCUCAACUACAACGGUAUCCAAAUUCAAUCGCUUGGAGUACAGCUGAACCGGGCCAACGCGCCAGCAAACGUACUGCUGACGUACUGGCAACGAUCGCAGGUUGAUCUUGCCACUGGGCUGGACUUUGGACCGGAGGGUAACGUGUUUGCAUCGUUCACUCAUCUCCAACACGCACCGUUCACCUUCAGACUGACCGUUAACAACACCAGUGGAGCGGCCCGUCGUGGAACGUGUCGUAUCUUUAUUGGCCCGAAGGUGGAUGAGCGUAACACUGGUCUGACGAUGGAAGAGCAGCGACUGUUGAUGAUUGAGCUGGACAAGUUCACCGUGAACCUGAACCCUGGUACUAACAACAUUGUGCGCCGUUCGGAGCAGUCCAGCGUCACCAUUCCUUACGAGCGAACCUUCCGUCAGGUCGCUUUAUCGAACAUCAACGAACCGAGCACGGAGCAGUUCCGCUUCUGCAACUGUGGCUGGCCGCACCAUCUGCUGAUCCCGAAGGGUGCACCGGAAGGCAUGCAGUUCGAUCUGUUCGCAAUGAUCUCCAACUAUGCCGACGAUACCGUCAACCAGGAGUUCGAUGAGAACGUCAACUGCAACGAUUCGCACUCGUUCUGUGGGCUGCGUGAUCAGCUGUACCCCGAUCGUCGUCCUAUGGGUUAUCCGUUCGAUCGCCGCAUGCCAACCACCAUUAGAAGUUUGCCUGAUUUCAUCCGUGGAAACACUAACAUGGCAACGUCGCAGGUGCAGAUUCGCUUCACCAAUACCAUCAUUGCCAGAACCUAAGAAGCUUGUGGCAUGUACGAACUACGAAGAAU